Talaromyces marneffei is the source of this 1053-nucleotide messenger RNA. RefSeq lists its product as uncharacterized. Gene Ontology annotation, biological process: lipid storage. Bases 1 to 1053 code for a protein of 350 amino acids. Gene Ontology annotation, cellular component: lipid droplet. The transcript is spliced from 4 exons. Lineage: Eukaryota; Fungi; Ascomycota; Eurotiomycetes; Eurotiales; Trichocomaceae. Gene Ontology annotation, molecular function: lipase activity. The record is from RefSeq and is a predicted model, not a curated record.
AUGACACAAAUACACCACUGCCGAGACUUCAUCAGUCUCCCUUCUCCUAGUGCAUCGCCAUACCACAUCUUCUUCCUCCCCGGAAACCCCGGGCUAGUAGAAUACUACGCCAAAUUCCUGUCCCUACUACACUCCGCCCUCAACCAGGCACCAUCAACAACCCAAUUUAACAUUGCAGGCUGUUCUUAUGCCGGAUUCGAAACAGAAAAUUCGUCUUCAAAAGAAAAUGAUGGGAAAUUGUACGACAUCACCGAACAAGUAACCUUCUGCCUUGACCAGUUACAAGAAUAUAUCAACGGCGGAACAAAAGACAUGCUGGCGGAGACAAAACCAAAAGUCAUUCUUAUAGGCCACUCAUUCGGCACGUUCGUUAUUGCAGAGAUAAUGAAACGGCUAUACACCUCUUCUGCCCAAGACGAAAAGCAGAACUAUGAAAUCAUAGGAAACAUACAUCUCUUCCCACCGAUUCCGGACCUUGCCAAAAGUCCGAGGGGAGUCAAAGCUGCGGGAGUAGCGACAUGGAAAUACCUCCCCAGCAUAAUGUCCUUCAUCGCCAAUGCAGUCUACAAUCUUCCCCUCAGCUGGUCCAAUGCAGUCGUGAGAUACAUGACUGCAUUCCCCUCGGAUUCGGAUGCAUUGUAUACCACGCGCCAGUUCUUUGGUAGUCGGACCGGUGUUGCUCAAGCUCUAUACCUGGUAAAAUUCGAAUUCGACGAGAUAAAACUCUCCCGCUGGGAAGAAGCUUUCCGAAGCAUUGCAUCUUACCACAAGCACCAGCAACAGAAAAAAUUCCCGAUACGCAUCUUCUUCGGCGCAAAUGACCACUGGGUCGACAACGAGUUGCGCGAUGCAUUUAUGUACAAAUAUUGCGACCCUAGUGGUCCUUUAGCGUUUGGCAAAGAGGCGCUGGAUCUAAAGGCGAGGAUUGAUCCGAGUAGGGAUGGAGAUGAGGGGAGUGUGGUGAUUCCACAUGAUUUUUCGAUUGGACAUAGUGAGCAUGUGGUUCCUUAUGUGGCUGAGUAUGUGGAGGAGAUUAUGGGUAGCAGGGCAUAG